GGGGGAGGAGGAGGCUCUGGCGGAGUCGCACUAUCCUGGGCCUGUCUCCUGACUGUCACCUGCUGCAAGGGCAGCGCGCCCAGCAGCCUCGGCGAGGGCCUGUGACGUGCGAAUUAAGAUACCUCUAGCUGGGUUCGCGCACACCCAAAAUAGAAUUUCCGUUUUAGACGUCAUUCGGGACAUCUGUCAGUUUCCAAGGCGCGCAUAUGCUCCUUUCUGGCUCCAAAGCUCGUUCUAGGACGCAAAGGUUUAGAGGAGGGCUCACAGCUGGGGCCGGAGCUGCCGAUGGGAACUUUGAAAGGCUAGUAGGAAUUCCGAUUCAGCUCGAUACAAAUCCAAGAAUCGUGUUUUCUCGAACUCAUCAGACAGCUGCUGUUGCCAUUAGACCCGGCAAUUUACGGAGAGGCGGGGCCUCCGAGGCCUUGAAUAUAGGAGUGUCAUCCAAACAGUUAAGAAUGGAGCCAUACCAAGUGGACUAGGAUACACCUCCCCACCCCAACCUCCCGAUGGCAUCUGAGGCAGAGCCCCACCCCCUGGGCACAUUUGAGUGCCAGCUUUGUGCCUUAUCAGCUCCUUACAACUAUGUGGGGCAGAAGCCCCCAGACACCCAGGCUGUUGUCCUCCUGGAGGAGAGCUACAUCAUGAAGGAUCCCUUCUCCUCAGACAAGGCCAGGUUUCUGGUCCUCGGCUCUCGGUGCAGUGUGUGCGGCAGGCUGGUGUGUGUAGGCCCGGACUGCAGCCUGUUCUACUCCAAGAGGAUCUGCCUCCCCUGUGUUCAAGAGAACAUGAGUGCUUUCCCUCAGGAAAUCCAGCAGGAUGUGGAGAAGAGAAAGAGUACCAGCAAGAAGCGCUCCAGCCAUCCCUGACUGGCAGGGGCACAGCCCUCCUGCGAAGCAUCGGGCUGGGCUCCGCCAGGAUUCUGGCUGGGAGCUGUGGACCCGGUCUUCUCUGAACUGCGUGGAGUACCUCCAGCCUCAGAAGCUGAGGAACCGGCCAGGACCGAGGACAGACAGCAGGGGUGUGUGUAUCCAGCUGGAGCUCUAGGUCUCUGGCCUCUGGAGGCCAGGAGAGAGGGAGAGGGACCCCCUUCUCUCGACAGCUGACCCCCUGUAGAUGGUGACGUGGGAAGGCACCCAGCUUCUCUCCAGACUUCCAAAUAGCAUGACGUCAUCUGUCUAGGGGAUUCAGCCUCCGAGGGCCAGAGGGUAAGCAAGGGUCAGAUCACAUCCCUGUAACACCUCGGAAAUGACUUAAACCUUGACUCUGUAUCAUAUUUAUAAUUAAAAACCUGAAGG
Messenger RNA from Mus pahari (shrew mouse), 1295 nucleotides. RefSeq names its product cysteine rich DPF motif domain containing 1 (gene Cdpf1). The transcript has 4 exons. The coding region runs from base 507 to 866 and encodes 119 amino acids. NCBI's taxonomy places the organism in Eukaryota, Metazoa, Chordata, Mammalia, Rodentia, Muridae. The record is from RefSeq and is a predicted model, not a curated record.